Molecule: messenger RNA, 852 nt
Organism: Parnassius mnemosyne (clouded apollo)
Lineage: Eukaryota; Metazoa; Arthropoda; Insecta; Lepidoptera; Papilionidae
Source: the annotation of a GenBank genome assembly
AUGAGUAAAGCACUAAACAAAAAUCAACAGAACUACUCAACUACUGAAAGAGAAACAUUGGCUGUAAUAACUGCGUUAGAACAUUGGCGAUGUUACCUAGACAAUGGUAAAGAAUUUACAAUAUAUACUGACCAUGCUGCACUUAAAUGGUUUCAGAACUUAUCGAAUCCAUCAGGAAGACUUGCUCGCUGGACUUUACGCUUAUCAUGCUUUAACUUUGUCCUGAAACAUAAAAAAGGAAAGGAUAACGUUGUUCCAGAUUUAUUAUCAAGACAUAAGAAUCAAGAACGUCCUGAUACACGAGAAAUUUCACCUCAAGGCGUACAUCCUAUUACGAUUGAAGAACCACCUGAUCGUAAACUUGAGCACUACAACAAGAUUUUUCUCGGAUGCUCCAACAACCCAGACGCAUAUCCCAACUACACUAUCAGGGAUAACAAACUUUACCGCUGCAUUCAUUCUCCCGAUCGUCUAAACGAUGACUUUAUUUGGAAAGAAGUUCCACUACCUCAAGAUAGACAUGCACUUAUUGAAGUUAACCAUGGUUCCCCUUCAGAACUCCAUCUUCGUAUCUUCAAGACAUUCAAGAAAAUAUCUUUAAAAUACUAUUGGCCUGGAAGACUUAAUGAAAAUUGGAAGCCAAGUUCCCAAUAUGGAGAAGGAGAUUUGAUAGCUAUAAAUAGGACGCAGUUUGGUCUAGGACUGAAGCUUAAACCAAAGUAUCUAGGACCAUAUCAAGUAUCAAAAGUUAAGCGCGAUGAUAGGUAUGAUGUGGAGAAGGUAGAUCGUGCUGCUGAAGGGCCUAAUAAAACAUCAAGUUCAGCCGACCAAAUGAAGCCUUGGCCGGACUAG